GGAGCCGCUCCCCCCUUCCCCACCCCCCACCCCCCGGCCUCCUCCCCCGCCUGUCCAGGGGCGGCACUGCGGGCUGGGAAGCCGGGACCAGAGGAGGGAAGGAAAGAAGGAAGGAAGGAAGGAAGGAAAGAAGGAAGGAAGGAAAGAAGGAAGGAAGAAGGAAGAGAGGAGAAGAGAAAAGAAGAGAAGAGAGAAGAGAAGAGAAGAAGGAAGGAAAAGAAGAGGCGUCCAGAGGAGGAGAGGAGGAAAGGCAGGGCAGGCAGGAGAAGAGAGGACGGCACUCCAGCGGCAGCAUCCAAAGGCCAGAGUGGGGACCCGUGCUGCCUCCGCCGCUCCUCGGAUGGUGACGGGGCCCCGCCGCGGCCGCAGCCCCCCCCGCGCCCCGGCUCCGCAGGCCCGCAGCGCCGGAGCCCCGCAGGAAUCAUGCCCAGGUCCUUCCUGGUCAAGAAGGUCAAACUUGACACGUUCUCCUCGGCGGACCUCGAGAGCUCCUACGGGCGCGCCCGCAGCGACCUCGGAGUGCGACUGCACGAGAAAGGAUACCUCAGCGACUACGCGGGGCCCGCCUCCGUCUACGAUGGCGAUGCCGAGGCGGCCUUGCUCAAAGGGCCGUCCCCAGAGCCCAUGUACGCGGCGGCCGUGCGUGGAGAACUGGGCCCGGCGGCCGCGGGCUCGGCACCGCCUCCCACCCCGCGCCCAGAGCUGGCCACAGCCGCGGGCGGCUACAUCAACGGCGACGCGGCGGUCAGCGAGGGCUACGCGGCUGACGCCUUCUUCAUCACCGACGGGCGCUCGCGCCGUAAAGCAGCCAACGCCGCCGCUCCCUCCACGGCCUCCGCGGCGGCUCCCGACGGCGACGGCGGAGGCGGGGCCGGGGCGGGCGCGCGCGGCGCGGGGGCCGGGGCCGCGGGCCGGGGCGGCGCGCGCGCGGGGGUGAGCACGGAGGCGCGCGCGGGGCCCGGGGCCGGCGGCGCAGGGGGCCGGCACGCGUGCGGCGAGUGCGGGAAAACGUACGCCACGUCGUCGAACCUGAGCCGCCACAAGCAGACGCACCGCAGCCUGGACAGUCAGCUGGCGCGGCGCUGCCCGACGUGCGGCAAGGUGUACGUGUCCAUGCCGGCCAUGGCCAUGCACCUGCUCACGCACGACCUGCGCCACAAGUGCGGCGUGUGCGGCAAGGCCUUCUCGAGGCCCUGGCUGCUGCAGGGCCACAUGCGCUCCCACACCGGCGAGAAGCCCUUCGGCUGCGCGCACUGCGGCAAGGCCUUCGCAGACCGCUCCAACCUGCGCGCGCACAUGCAGACGCACUCGGCCUUCAAGCACUUCCAGUGCAAGCGCUGCAAAAAGAGCUUCGCGCUCAAGUCCUAUCUCAACAAGCACUACGAGUCCGCAUGCUUCAAGGGCGGCGCGGGCGGGGGCGGCCCCGCGGCCCAGGCGCCCGCCGCCUCGCCGCAGCUCAGCCCCGUGCAGGCCUAGGGCGGCGGUGCCUCCGCCAGCCCAGCCGGGGCGGCUCUCAGCAAUACGGGCCCCCAGGGAAGUCUCCGCCAGCGCCCGGGCGG
This is a messenger RNA of Felis catus (domestic cat), 1559 nucleotides long. RefSeq names its product scratch family transcriptional repressor 1 (gene SCRT1). Lineage: Eukaryota; Metazoa; Chordata; Mammalia; Carnivora; Felidae. The coding region runs from base 424 to 1476 and encodes 350 amino acids. The transcript is spliced from 2 exons. The record is from RefSeq and is a predicted model, not a curated record. Gene Ontology annotation, biological process: regulation of DNA-templated transcription. Gene Ontology annotation, molecular function: RNA polymerase II cis-regulatory region sequence-specific DNA binding; DNA-binding transcription factor activity, RNA polymerase II-specific.